Molecule: messenger RNA, 621 nt
Organism: Mitosporidium daphniae
Lineage: Eukaryota; Fungi; Microsporidia
Exons: 3
Coding region: 1-621 (206 amino acids)
Source: RefSeq, a predicted model, not a curated record
AUGGCCUUCAGUCAGCCAGCCAAAGGUCGGUGUUUUGUUGUCUUAUUUCGUAGAAUUUCGAAUUCCAAAAUUUCCCAGCAUCUGCUGGACCUCCAGGAAAAAAACAUGCUAAAACUUACCAUUGAUUCGUUUUCUGUCCCCGACGUGCCAAAGAAGGAUACCGUCUUCCAUUACAUCUGUGCACUUCGCGGCGAGCAUGUUUUCAAAUGUUUUCCCGGGACCCUGGAAAGCAAAAAGUAUGCGUUUACAAUUGAUCCGGUGAAAGAAUACUUUGUGUCUGGAUCUUUUAAUUUGGUGCUGUACUCCUCCUUCAUCUCCAUGCAGGACGGAAAGUCUCACAUUUCGAAUCAGUUCCAAACGGAUCUUGGCAGGUUGGAUAUUUCUCGGAAAGCAGACCAAGCUACAAUCAAUGCCGACAGAUUGUCUAUGUUGGGGCCGAACGCAUGGAGAGACUCGUGUGGCCCGCUUCCAGAAGUUGUAUCAAGCGGAGAGCCAAAGUCCCCCCCAAAAGCAAGCACCUUGCUUUCUUUUGUUUUUGUGUUUUUAGUGAUCGUUGUGCCUUGGGUUUCGCUACUUUAUUUGUCAUCAAUUGGCUAUGGCUGGAUAUCUUCACCACCUUAA